This is a messenger RNA of Miniopterus natalensis, 2297 nucleotides long. RefSeq names its product mitochondrial tRNA translation optimization 1 (gene MTO1). Gene Ontology annotation, molecular function: flavin adenine dinucleotide binding. The record is from RefSeq and is a predicted model, not a curated record. Gene Ontology annotation, cellular component: cytosol. Gene Ontology annotation, biological process: tRNA methylation; tRNA wobble uridine modification. NCBI's taxonomy places the organism in Eukaryota, Metazoa, Chordata, Mammalia, Chiroptera, Miniopteridae.
GACGUGUACGCCGUGACGUCAGAGCAAGGUGGCGGCGCCCUGAAGUUGACUCAGGUGUCCUCACGUUUGCGCCCCGCUUGUGUCAGGUUUAGAGGCAGACAGACUCCGCCUUUCUCCAACCAUGUUCUCCCUCCGAGGUUGUGGUCGCUGGAUCGCGGCUUCCCUCACCAAACAGCACCUUCCUGUGGCCCGGCUCAGCGGUGACAGCGCUGCGCCCGGGACGCCGCACUUCGACGUGAUAGUCAUCGGUGGAGGACACGCGGGGACGGAGGCUGCGGCCGCUGCCGCGCGCUGCGGCUCGCGGACUCUGCUGCUCACGCACCGCGUGGACACGAUCGGUCAGAUGUCCUGUAAUCCUUCCUUUGGUGGCAUCGGAAAGGGGCAUUUAAUGAGGGAGGUCGAUGCUUUGGACGGCCUGUGUUCCCGAAUCUGUGACCAGUCUGGUGUACAUUACAAAGUAUUAAACCGGCGUAAGGGACCAGCAGUUUGGGGUCUGAGAGCGCAAAUUGAUAGGAAACUCUAUAAACAGAACAUGCAGAAAGAAAUUCUAAAUACACCACUGCUGACCGUUCAGGAGGGAGCUGUAGAAGAUCUUAUUCUUACAGAACCAGAACCUGAGCACACUGGGAAAUGCCGCGUCAGUGGUGUUGUUUUGGUGGAUGGAAGCAAAGUAUAUGCAGACAGCGUGAUUCUGACUACUGGGACAUUUCUGAGAGGCGUGAUUGUAAUUGGGUUGGAGAUGCAUCCAGCAGGACGUUUAGGGGAUCAGCCUUCCAUAGGGUUGGCUCAGACUCUAGAGAAGUUGGGGUUUGUGGUGGGAAGAUUGAAGACUGGAACUCCACCCCGAAUUGCCAAAGAGUCCAUUAAUUUCAGCAUUCUAAACAAGCAGACACCAGAUAAUCCAUCCAUACCAUUCAGCUUUAUUAAUGAAACAGUGUGGAUCAAGCCCGAAGAUCAGCUGCCGUGUUAUUUGACUCACACCAAUCCUAAAGUGGAUGAGAUUGUCCUUGAGAACCUGCACCUUAAUAGUCACAUCAAGGAAACUACAAGAGGACCCAGAUACUGUCCUUCCAUUGAAUCAAAGGUUUUGCGUUUUCCAAACCGUAUACAUCAGGUUUGGUUGGAACCUGAAGGAAUAGAUUCUGACCUCAUCUACCCCCAAGGGUUAUCUGUGACGCUACCAGCUGAAUUACAAGAGAAAAUGAUUACAUGUAUCAGAGGCUUGGAGAAAGCCAAAAUGAUCCAGCCAGGCUAUGGUGUUCAGUAUGAUUACUUAGACCCCCGUCAGAUCACUCCUUCUCUAGAGACUCAUUUGGUGCAACGGCUCUUCUUUGCUGGACAGAUAAAUGGCACUACUGGUUAUGAGGAAGCUGCAGCUCAAGGUGUGAUAGCUGGAAUCAAUGCAAGUCUUCGGGUCAGACAAAAACCUCCUUUUGUCGUUAGCCGUACAGAAGGCUACAUAGGAGUCUUGAUUGAUGACCUCACCACACUGGGCACCAACGAACCAUACCGAAUGUUUACCAGCCGAGCCGAGUUCCGUUUGUCACUGCGCCCUGAUAAUGCCGACACCCGCCUCACGUUCCGAGGGUAUAAGGAAGCUGGCUGUGUGUCCCAACAAAGAUAUGAAAGAGCUUCUUGGAUGAAGUCGUCUUUAGAAGAAGGCAUUUCUAUGCUAAAAUCCAUUGAAUUUUCAAAUUCUAAAUGGAAAAAGUUAAUCCCAGAGGCUUCUAUAAGUAUGAGUAAAAGUGUAUCUCUCAGAGCUCUGGAUGUUCUGAAGUACGAGGAAGUUGACAUGGACUUAUUGGCCAAGGCUGUUCCAGAGCCCUUGAAGAAGUACACUCAAUGUAGAGAGCUAGCUGAAAGACUGAAAAUAGAAGCCACUUAUGAAUUAGUAUUGCUCUAUCAGCAACAAGAAAUAAAGAACAUUCAGCGAGAUGAAGCUCUCCAACUGCCAAAAGACCUAGAUUAUUUGACUCUCAGGGAUGUGUCUUUGUCCUAUGAAGUUCGAGAGAAGCUACAUUUAAGUCGCCCACAGACGAUUGGGGCUGCUAGUCGUAUACCUGGAGUGACACCUGCUGCCAUCGUCAAUCUGCUCAGAUUUGUGAAGACCACUCAGCAAAGACAGGCAGCUAUGAAUGAGUUGCCCAAAACUGAUCAAUACUUAGGUGAUACAGACAUACUUGAAGAGAGACAGUUAUAGCUUUCUGUUCAUAGAAGACUUUUAAUCAAUGUAAGAUUGUAGGUAGAAGAUAAGCAUUUCUCUUUGACACCUGUUAAAAUAACCUUAUUAGCUAUUA